Messenger RNA from Arthroderma uncinatum, 381 nucleotides. RefSeq lists its product as uncharacterized. Bases 1 to 381 code for a protein of 126 amino acids. The record is from RefSeq and is a predicted model, not a curated record. The transcript has a single exon. NCBI's taxonomy places the organism in Eukaryota, Fungi, Ascomycota, Eurotiomycetes, Onygenales, Arthrodermataceae.
AUGAAUGGCACCAGUUCGGGGUUCACCUGCGUCGUUCGGGUUAAUAAUCGCGAAUACCAAACCGACGAAGUGUGCCAGACGGAACUGCUUGCCCGCGAGAAGGCUGCCAUGCGUGCCUAUCUGAUCUGCCGGAAUUUCUCCGUCAAUGACGGCAUGUACCCUGCCGGCCACGAUCACGGAGGCAUUGUCCAGGGUAUUCCCGUUGCCAUUGGUACGGGUCGAAGGCCUCGAUACCCCGAUGACACCGAUACGUCCACGACCAGCAGCGGUGGGAGUCGAAGCGGAGGCAGCAGCCCUGAAAGUUAUGAUAGAGGUAGGGUUGUUCAUCGGGAUCGUCCGGCGCCUGCGCCCGCCAUCGCCCUGGCAUACAGCUCCCGUUAA